Staurois parvus is the source of this 525-nucleotide messenger RNA. The record is from the annotation of a GenBank genome assembly. NCBI's taxonomy places the organism in Eukaryota, Metazoa, Chordata, Amphibia, Anura, Ranidae.
CCUUCCCUUCAGUCUUGCACAGGUGUACCGGCUCCUCCCCUUCAGUCUUGCACAGGUGUACCGGCUCCUCCCCUUCAGUCUUGCACAGUCGUGUACCGGCUCCUCCCCUUCAGUCUUGCACAGUCGUGUACCGGCUCCUCCCCUUCAGUCUUGCAUAGUGUACAGGCUCCUCCCUUUCAGUCUUGCACAGUCGUGUACCGGCUCCUCCCCUUCAGUCUUGCACAGUGUACCGGCUCCUCCCCUUCAGUCUUGCCCAGGUGUACCGGCUCCUCCCCUUCAGUCUUGCCCAGUUGUACCGGCUCCUCCCCUUCAGUCUCGCCAGUUGUACCGGCUCCUCCCCUUCAGUCUCGCCCAGUUGUACCGGCUCCUCCCCUUCACCUGACUGUCCCUUGCCCCACCCCUUUUCAUUCAUUGGAUUUCAGUUCUUUCACUCGUGGAGGCUCAGCAUCACAUGUGGGUGGUCUGUAUGCAAAUGUCACCUGCCUGGGAACACCCACUCCUGCAGACUGACACCCACCCACCCAU